GAAUGUAUGACUGUAUGUAUGACUGUAUGUAUGAAUGUGUGAUAAUAUAUGAAAUGUUUGCCAUUUUGUUGUAUUAAUACAUGUUUUAUACGUUGAGUAAGACUUAGUGAGUGAUAGUUUUGAAUUGAAUUUUGUUAACAAUUAAUUAAUUUGUAAUACAAUUGAUGAACAAUACUAUGAGUUAUCGACAAAAUGGUUCACAAGUGGGUAUCGAUCAGCAGUUUGCUGGUCUCGACCUAAACUCUGGAGACACUUCAGGCAAAUACAUUCCGCCACAUCUGCGAAACAUUCGUAACAAUUCAUACCAAACUACUGAUCAUCAAAGAGACGAUUAUCAGUCACAACAGGAACAACAACAACAACAACAAUCACGAAAUUCAUAUCGUGGCCGAAACAGUGGAAACCGUGGUUCGCGUUACAAUUCAUCUGCAAAUAGUGGUUACGAUAGAGGAAACAAUCAGUUCUCAAGUUCUGGUGGUUAUAGAGAGGAUCGUUCUGUUAAUUAUCAAAGAACAGGCAAAACUAGUACUGAAUCGAGCCGUGGCUUUGGUCCCAACUCUGACUGUAAUUGGAGAGAUCCGGACGCACCCAAAGUUGAUUCGGAGCGCUCUGACAAUUACAGGCCAUCCCGUAAUCGAUUUGAUAACGACCGGUAUUAUGACGAUUGGAGUAUUCCUCUGGAUAGGAACGAAGCGCAAGAGCGCCAUCUGUUCUCGACCGGACACACAGGCAUUAACUUUGAUAAAUACGAAGACAUUCCGGUCGAAGCCACAGGACAUAACAGUCCCCUUCAUAUCGAUUCAUUUGAUGAUUCAAAUUUAAGACUUACCUCUAUUAUUGAACAAAAUGUCAAAUUGGCUAAAUAUACGACACCAACACCGGUACAAAAGUAUGCCAUACCUAUCAUAUUAGCAAAACGUGAUUUGAUGGCCUGCGCACAGACUGGCUCAGGAAAGACGGCUGCUUUUCUCUUACCAAUUCUCAACCAAAUCUUUGAGAACGGGCGCCCUAAGAGUUUUCCAUCUGUACGUCCCGGAGCCAAAGUAAAACAAUACCCGUUAGCUCUCAUACUAUCGCCUACAAGAGAAUUGGCUCUUCAAAUAUAUGAAGAGGCCUGUAAGUUUGCUUACAGGUCUAGAGUUAGACCAUGUGUUGUUUAUGGCGGUGCAGAUCCUGUACAACAAAUGAAAGAUUUAGACAGAGGAUGUCAAUUGCUUGUUGCCACACCAGGUCGUUUAGUUGAUAUGACAGAGAGAGGUAAAAUAAGUCUGGAAAUGGUUAGAUACCUGGUGUUGGAUGAGGCCGAUCGUAUGUUGGAUAUGGGAUUUGAACCACAAAUACGCAGAAUAGUAUUGGAAGACAAUAUGCCGCCCACUGGAGUUCGGCAGACACUUAUGUUUUCGGCAACUUUUCCUAAAAAAGUUCAAGAGUUAGCCCGAAAUUUUUUGGAUAAUUAUAUAUUUUUAGCCGUUGGAAGAGUCGGAAGUACUUCAGAAAAUAUUACACAAAAGAUUGUUUGGGUCGAAGAAAAUGACAAAAAGUCAUUCUUAUUAGAUUUGUUGAAUGCCGCCGGACUUAAGGCAAACAAUCCACCUCCCGAUUCAUUAACAUUGGUAUUUGUUGAGACUAAGAAAGGCGCCGAUUCUUUAGAGACAUUUCUCGAACGGGAUGGUUAUCCCGUGACUAGUAUUCAUGGCGAUCGUUCUCAACGAGAACGUGAAGAUGCUCUCAAUUCUUUCCGAUCGGGUCGCGCACCAAUUCUUGUGGCUACUGCUGUAGCAGCUCGUGGUCUUGAUAUUCCUAAUGUCAAACAUGUCAUCAAUUUUGAUUUACCGACUGAUAUUGAAGAGUAUGUCCAUAGAAUUGGCAGAACUGGUAGAGUUGGCAAUUUAGGAUUAGCCACUUCUUUCUUUAAUGAUAAGAAUAAGAACAUGGCUAUAGAUCUGUGCGAAUUGGUUAGUGAAACCAAACAAGAGGUACCACAUUGGCUUCAAGCCGUUAGUAAAGAAGUUCAAAGUGAACAGCGCUCUAACAAUCAACGCAAAUAUGGAAAUACAACAAAAAGCAGAUACGGUUCCGGAGGGUUUGGUUCACGUGAUUAUCGACAGUUCAACGAUCGAUCGAAUAAUCAACGAAACCCUUCAAACAUGAGACCACCAAAUGGUCCAAACUAUGGAAAUUCGGGACAAAAUGAUUCGCGAUAUAACUACGGGAAUUCAGGUAUGAAUAUGGCCCGCAAUGGAUCAUAUGGUGGAAAUUAUAGUUCAAGUUCUGCUGCUCCUGACUGGUGGGGCAACUGAUCCAUAUGUCAUCAUUAGUUAAGACAGUCAUUCUAAAGAUAAUUGAUUUAAAUUGGAGUUGAGGUCACAUUAAUAUUAUUUAAAAGUCGACUCAUUCCAUAUUGAAUCUCAAAUUAAUUUAUAUUGAUUUUACGCUAAUUGUAUUUUUAACCAAUGACUGUCUCAGUGAUUAUUAUAAUAUAAAUAUG
This is a messenger RNA of Oppia nitens, 2488 nucleotides long. It is a transcript of the gene bel, whose product is annotated as ATP-dependent RNA helicase DDX3X-like. Gene Ontology annotation, molecular function: RNA helicase activity; RNA binding; ATP binding. The transcript is spliced from 7 exons. Gene Ontology annotation, cellular component: P granule; nucleus. Gene Ontology annotation, biological process: gamete generation; cell differentiation. NCBI's taxonomy places the organism in Eukaryota, Metazoa, Arthropoda, Arachnida, Sarcoptiformes, Oppiidae. The coding region runs from base 165 to 2300 and encodes 711 amino acids. The record is from RefSeq and is a predicted model, not a curated record.